AACAAACACACUCAAAACUUUUAUCCAUCUAAAAUAAUGUAACUUGAUUCUGUCUCACACACUAGUAGGAUUGCUACUUACCUGCUUUAAGUAAUCUAACAGUGAGUUACAAGUGCCAGAAGACAAAAGACUAAAGCUCUUCUGAAAGUUCUGUAUGUUCACCAGGUUCAAGUUCUCCAAUGGCUACCAAGUGCAUACACCUUUUUGAUAAAUUAUGGAGUUUUGCCACUUGCAAGAAAACCAGAUUGCCAACUGGGAGAAGAUCAAAUCUCCACAGAGAUGUGGAAAAAGAAGAAUUCCAGUAUGCCAGUGCUCAAUGUCUCUCAUCAUACUACAGUGUCUUUGUGGUUCGCCUUGCAAUCAUGGUCAUGCUAGCUAUCUUGAUUGGUCUACUAACUUUCUUGACAUGGCAUUUCACAAAGAUUUACACAACAAAGUCUCUUAAUAGCUUGGCAUAUGACCUGCGUUAUGAACUUCUGCAACGCCCCAUCUUGAGGAUGUGGAACAUUUUGAAUUCCACUGCUGAAAUUACAGCCUCUCAGGUCAAGCUAUCUGAGUAUGUUAUCAGAAGCCACAGCAACCUUGCCACUCAAGCAGAGCAAGUUGAGAUGUAUGGAGCUAUGAAGGCUGUUACAUGGGCAUUGUUUUCUAGUAGAAAAGCUCUCGACUCAAUAACUGUCAAGUAUAGAAACGGGUUUGUCCAGGCAUUCCAUAGAAACCUGAAGGACAAUCACACUUGUUACAUUUAUUCUGAUCUUGCAAAUUACUCCAUGGCUUCUUGGAAUGAUAAAGACAUUCAUGGUAAAAACUCUUCGAUUUGGUAUCGCGAACCGCUGGAUCCUGUUACAGGUGAGAAGAUUGGGAAAGCAAUGAAAAUUGCCCCAGAAGACUCAAUCAACAUUGCUGGCCUCUCCCAAGUACCUGAUGGUGUAGCUUCGUGGCACGUUGCAGUGAGCAAGUUCACAGAUUCACCAUUGCUCUCUGCAGCAUUGCCAGUUUGGGACUCUUCUAAUAAGAGCAUUGUCGCGGUCGUGGGUGUCACCACUGCACUUUACAGUGUGGGGCAGCUGAUGAAAGAGCUAGUUGAUUUGCAUGGUGGUCACAUGUAUUUGACCUCCCAAGAGGGUUAUUUGCUUGCAACUUCCACACAUGACCCUCUGUUGACAAAUUCAACUAAGCUUAAGAUGGCUGUUGGAAGUGAAAAUGAAGCGAUAAGACAUGGAGCACAGUGGCUGCAGAAAACCUAUGGCAAUCAUUUCCCUCCAAGUCAUGAGGUUCAUGUAGAGAAUGUAAAACUAGGCCACCAACAAUAUUACAUUGACUCCUUCUUCCUAAACUUGAAGAGGCUUCCUCUGGUGGGUGUAAUAAUCAUUCCAAGAAAGCAUAUCAUGGGGGAGGCGGAUGAAAGAGCCUUCAAAACAUUGGUUAUUCUGAUAUCUGCAUCAGUGUGUAUUAUUGUCAUUGGAUGUGUUUGUAUUUUGAUAUUGACAAAUGGAGUAUCAAAGGAAAUGAAACUAAGAGCAGAACUGAUCAGUCACUUGGAAGCAAGAAGGAAGGCAGAGGCAUCUAGCAACUAUAAAAGCCAGUUUCUUGCAAAUAUGAGUCAUGAACUGAGGACGCCUAUGGCAGCGGUGAUCGGGUUACUUGACAUUCUCAUAUCUGAUGAUCAUCUCACAAAUGAACAAUGUGCAACAGUUACCCAGAUAAGGAAAUGCUCAACUGCCCUCCUCCGUCUACUUAAUAACAUCUUGGAUCUGAGCAAGGUGGAAUCGGGAAAACUAGUCCUAGAGAAUGCAGAAUUUGACUUGGGACGGGAACUUGAAGGGCUUGUAGAUAUGUUUUCUGUUCAAUGUAUUAAUCACAGUGUAGAGAUAAUUUUAGAUCUGUCUGAUGAUAUGCCAAAGCUAGUCCGAGGUGAUUCUGCUAGGGUAGUUCAAAUUUUUGCAAAUUUGAUCAACAACUCAAUUAAGUUUACUCUAUCGGGUCACAUUAUUCUGCGAGGAUGGUGUGAAAACCCCAAUUCUUGUAGUGACAAUCCAAAAUCAGGGUAUUUACAGAAGACAAGAACUAAGCAACAUGAAAACCAUGUAAAGAAGAUUUCAAAUAGUGAUAACAAAAUGAUACUUUGGUUUGAGGUUGAUGACACUGGCUGUGGUAUUGACCCGUGUAAAUGGGAUUCUGUGUUUGAAAGCUUUGAGCAAGCAGAUCCAUCAACAACUAGACUGCAUGGAGGCACUGGUCUUGGUCUUUGCAUUGUCAGAUCCUUGGUUAAUAAGAUGGGUGGAGAAAUCAAGGUUGUCAAAAAGGAAGGCCCAGGAACACUUAUGCGAUUAUACCUAUGUCUUAGUGCCCCGGUAGAUGCCACAGAACAACAUUGUCAAGCAGAUUUCAGUAACAAUGGCUUAGUGGUUCUGCUAGCACUACAUGGCGAUAGGGGUCGAUUAACAACAUCUAAAUGGUUACAGCAAAACGGGGUGAUCACUCUGGAGGCGUCUGAAUGGAAUGGAUUAACACAAAUUCUAAGGGAACUCUUUCACGCAAGAAGUCCAGCCUAUAAUAAUGGCUUCGAUGCACAUUAUCCACUACUUGAGCGCUUGAAGUCUAAAUUUUUGAGCAUACAGGAAUUGACAAACCCAGCAUAUGUCAUUGCUGUUGACAUUGAACUACUUGACUUAAGCACAGAUAUAUGGAAAGAACAGCUUAACUUCCUUCACAAGUACCGUGGGAGAGCAAAAUUUGUUUGGGUACUAAACCAUGACAACAACAACACCAUAAAAAUGGAGCUUCGCAAGAAAGGACACAUACUCACAGUCAAUAAACCCCUUUACAAAACAAAGAUGAUUCAUGUUUUGGAAGCUGUCAUAAAGGAGAAAAAUGUUGAGUUGCAAAGGAAAAAUAAAGGGGGUGAUUUGCAUGAGAGUCUUGAGAUUGAUUAUACUCAUUGUGAUCUUGCAAGCUCGGAUGGUUCUGACAUAUCUGAAAUGGGUGGGUCUAAUUUUGUUUGUGCCAGUGGAGAUAAACAAAGAGAAGAGGUAGUUAGAUCCUAUUCUUCAUCACAAUACCAGAUAAAUAACUGCUUAGUAGGAUUAGCACAUGAACAUAUGGAACAUAAUACUCCAAGGAAAGAAGGGUCAUAUCAGAGCAACCCCAACUCCAAGGAUGUGACUAAACUAGGAACCUUUUCAACAGGUGAAGAUUCUGAAUGUGGCGAGAUGCGUAGGGCCAAUAGCUCAAGUAGAGCAGUAAAUGGGAAGAAAUCUCUUGAAGGUGUGAGGAUAUUGCUAGCAGAAGAUACACCGGUGAUUCAAAGAGUUGCAACCAUAAUGCUUGAAAAAAUGGGAGCCACUGUUGUUGCUGUAGGUGAUGGACAACAGGCAGUGGAUGCUCUGAAUGGCAUGCUUGGUGUUGAAGAUGGUAGAAGGGAGUCUCUCCUAAAGGAAAGAAACAUAAGAUCAUCUCAAACUGAGAUCCUAAAUUGUCCCCCAUAUGACUUGGUCCUAAUGGAUUGUCAGAUGCCAAAGAUGGAUGGCUAUGAGGCAACAAAAGAAAUCAGAAAAUCAGAAGUGGGAACUGGAUUGCACAUUCCAAUUGUUGCUCUUACAGCUCAUGCAAUGUCAUGUGAUGAAGCCAAAUGUUUGGGGGUGGGUAUGGAUGCUUAUUUGACAAAGCCAAUUGACUUCAAAUUGAUGGAGUCCACUAUUCUUUCAGUGACGAGAAGGACCUGACUUCUGACUAUAUGAUGAAGCUUAAAAAAGGGUGGCAGAAAUUUUUCAAAAGUUUACUAAACAUUUGUUAGAGGAAAUUGAAAAUCAUGAUUCAGAAUCACAUGAUAUGAAGAAUAUGAAUCAUUCAUAGUAGGAUGACAUUUUUAUGAAUUUAGGACACUAAAAAAUGAGAGAAAAUAAAGGCGACAUCCUUCACAUUAGUUA
Messenger RNA from Lotus japonicus, 3929 nucleotides. RefSeq names its product histidine kinase 1-like. The record is from RefSeq and is a predicted model, not a curated record. Bases 180 to 3725 code for a protein of 1181 amino acids. NCBI's taxonomy places the organism in Eukaryota, Viridiplantae, Streptophyta, Magnoliopsida, Fabales, Fabaceae. The transcript has 13 exons. Gene Ontology annotation, biological process: phosphorelay signal transduction system; phosphorylation. Gene Ontology annotation, molecular function: phosphorelay sensor kinase activity.